AUGGUCGCACAGGCUGUUUUGGCCUUGCUCGACUGCACCUCGCUCGUGGCACGGCACCCGCCUCCACUGCUCCACGCGCCGCGAUACGCACCACUCGUGGCCCUUACUGGCAGCGUAGCGCCCGAGGAAGCGGAGGCGGCAGUCGAGAGGGCGGAGGCGCUCGCGGCGCAGGCACUGACGGCGCGGGAGGAGGCGGACAGGCUGGCGGAGGCAGCCGAGACUGCGGCGGAAUCCGCCGCUGACCGCUCGGACAGCGCGGCGGAAGACAUCGGCGGCUCACAAAAGUUCAGCCUCUCCAUGCUCGCCAGCUCGUCCGCAGCGCAGGCCGCGUCGCUCGAUGCGGGCGCGCAGCUCGCGAGCGCUGUGGAGGCGGCGGAGGCGGCGGACGAGCUCGACAAGCAGGCUGCCGAGGCGCUGGAGGCCGCGGAGGAGAUGCUCGCCCUCUACUACGACCAGGAGGGAGGGGCGUCGAGCUGAGGACGGAGGAGCGGAAAUGCCGGCACUCGUGUGUCGCAAAAAGCGCAUGUGUGUGUCUGACUGUUGUACGAAGUACACAAAAAGAUUUUGCAACCA
Molecule: messenger RNA, 573 nt
Organism: Emiliania huxleyi CCMP1516
Lineage: Eukaryota; Haptophyta; Isochrysidales; Noelaerhabdaceae
Exons: 1
Coding region: 1-477 (158 amino acids)
Source: RefSeq, a predicted model, not a curated record